Humulus lupulus (European hop) is the source of this 3251-nucleotide messenger RNA. Its product is annotated as probable leucine-rich repeat receptor-like serine/threonine-protein kinase At3g14840. Lineage: Eukaryota; Viridiplantae; Streptophyta; Magnoliopsida; Rosales; Cannabaceae. The coding region runs from base 5 to 2590 and encodes 861 amino acids. Gene Ontology annotation, molecular function: protein binding; protein serine/threonine kinase activity; ATP binding. Gene Ontology annotation, biological process: protein phosphorylation. The record is from RefSeq and is a predicted model, not a curated record. The transcript has 20 exons.
ACAAAUGUGGGCGUGCAGGGAUAUUAGUGUGAACAAUUUAUCAGGGCCAAUCCCUGCCGAAUUAGGAAACAUAAGCACUCUCAGAGAGUUGAGCAUGGAGAGCAACUUGUUUUCUGAAACUAUUCCCUCUGAGCUUGGGAAUUUGGUAAACUUGGAAUAUUUGAAUUUAAAUGCAAACAAUCUCACUGGAAAGUUCCCUCUGUCUCUCACCAAUCUCUCCAAGUUAUCUGUGCUUAAAAUCAGUAGUAACUACUUCACAGGAAGGAUGCCUGAGUUUGGCAAUUGGAAACAACUUGAAACAUUAGAGAUGGAAGCAAGUGGUUUCAGUGGGCCAAUUCCUCCUAGUAUUUCUACCUCGGCAAACUUAACGCAAUUAAGUAUAACUGACUUAAAUGGGGAGAACUCGUCAGAUUUUCCCGACUUGAGUAACAUGACAGACCUUUCUGAGUUGACAAUGAGGAGUUGUAAUUUAAGAGGAAAUAUCCCUGAAAAUAUUCGUAAUUUGAGAGGGCUAAAUGUCUUGGAUCUUAGCUUUAAUAAACUAGAAGGGCCACUUCCAAAUUUUCAACAGUCUCUCUUUAGUUUGAGUCAUAUAUAUUUAACAAGUAACUUACUCAGUGGGCCUAUUCCAGCGUGGAUGAACAUAUACGGAGCCAAUCACAUAGAUAUUUCUUACAAUAACUUUUCGGAGAUAUCUGAACCAUCAACUUGUCAAGAUCAUUUCAAUCACUUUCAGAGCAUAUCUGGUCAUGAAAACAGCUCAACGCUCAGCAAGUGCUUGGCUCCAUGUUCAAAAGAUUAUUAUUCAUUGCAUAUAAAUUGUGGUGGAAAAGAAACUACCAUUGGAGGCAUAAAGUAUGAAGGGGAUGAGGAAUUUGUAGGUCCUGCAGAUUUAUUCCAUAACUCAACCUACACUUGGGGAAUUAGCAACACCGGUCAUUUCAGAUAUUUGGAACAAGAAGUGCCAGAAUAUAUAGUAAAUAAUGUAUCUGAAUUAAGAAUGAAGGACUCUGAGCUCUACACAACUGCACGCAUCUCGCCUCUUUCGCUAACUUAUUUUGCUCGUUGGUUAAGAAAUGGAAAAUACACUGUAAAACUGCAUUUUGCAGAGAUAGCAUUUGGAAACAACAGAUCUUAUGAGAGUGUUGGAAGACGAGUAUUUGAUGUUUAUGUUCAGGGAAAACGGGAGUUGUCAGAUUUCAACAUUAAAGAGGAAGCUAAAGGAGUUGGUAAGGAAUUUAUCAAAGUAAUUAACGCAGUUGUUGUGAGUCAUAACACAUUGGAGAUCCGCCUCCAAUGGACGGGGAAAGGGACGAGGAAUGUUCCAGAGCAAGGAAAAUAUGGGUCUUUAAUAUCAGCUAUCUCAAUAGAAUCUGGGGAAGGACAUUUGAGUAAGACCAAAAUCAUUAUCGGCCUUGUUGUAGCUGUUUCUGCUGGUGCAACAUUAUUAGCUGUUGUAGCCUUCGGUUUGCAUAGACGAAAAGCUAAGAGAAAAAGAACUGCAACAAAUAAUGAUUUGAUUUGGACAAGUACUAACUUGAAGAGAGGAGACGAUCAAUCUGAGCUUCAUUUUUUUGAGUUGGAUAGCAUACUAAUGGCCACAAACAAGUUUAGUAUUACAAACAAACUUGGUCAAGGAGGAUUUGGUCCUGUUUAUAAGGGACAACUACAUGGGAAAGAAGUUGCAGUGAAAAGACUGUCUAGCAGCUCAUCACAAGGCUACGAAGAAUUUCGGAAUGAAAUAAUAUUGAUCUCCAAACUGCAACAUAGAAAUCUUGUUAAGCUCAUUGGUUGUUGCAUUGAAAAUGAAGAGAAGUUAUUAAUAUACGAGUUCAUGCUCAACAAGAGCUUAGAUACUUUUAUUUUUGAUGAUAGAAGAAGGGUAGAGCUUGAUUGGGCCAUACGAUUCAACAUUAUUGAUGGCAUUGCGAGAGGUCUUGUGUAUCUCCAUCGCGAUUCUAGUUUAAGGGUGAUACAUCGAGAUUUGAAGGCCAGUAAUAUUCUAUUGGAUGAGAAGAUGACUCCAAAAAUUUCUGAUUUUGGAUUAGCAAGGAUUUUUGAAGGCACUUUAGAUCUAGCAAAUACUCAUAGGGUGGUAGGAACAAUUGGUGUGUUUAAUCAAUUGCAGCGGCUAUAUGUCUCUCCAGAGUACGCAUUCAGAGGAAUCUUCUCGGAAAAAUGUGAUGUGUUUAGCUAUGGCGUGUUACUACUAGAGAUAAUAAGUGGGAAAAAGAAUACUAGCUUCAAGGAUGAGGAUCAAUACCAAGGCCUUAUUGCAUAUUCAUGGCAGCUAUGGAGUGAAGGCAGAGGAAUAGAGAUGGUGGAUGAAGCAUUAGGCAAGUCAUAUAAUGAAUCAGAGGCAUUGAAAUGCAUACACAUUGGGCUUAUGUGCGUUCAAGACUUUGCCACAGAUAGACCUUCCAUGGCUCAAGUGGCUUCCAUGUUAAGUAACCAAAUAUUUCAUCAACCUCAACCCAAACAACCUGUUUUUACUUUUCAAGCCAGCAGUGGUAGUUAUGAUCCUUUCACACAAAGUGGUAAUAGAUGCUCUGUCAAUGAGGUCACUGUAUCAAUGGUUGAACCACGAUAAAAAAAGAAAAACUUCAACUAUAUAUUGUGUUAAAUGUAUAUAGGGCUACACCUACGCUAUUCAAUAUUUUCUUUUAAAUUUAAUGAACUUCAUUUUGUUAAGAAUCAUUGUCACCCCAAAAAGUCCAAAUGUCCAAGCCCAAGGUAAAUAAAAGUCCAAUCCAUUUUACCUAAAGCCAAGACAAUGGAAGUUUCUCAACAAAUGUGGAAGGAAGAUAUUUUUAAGAGAAAAUUGAAGAAGGAUGUAGAAAGUAGAUUUUUUAGGAGAAGUGUGUAGAAUGUGGUAAUAAUGUAUGGCUAGGAUUAUUUCUCAGUUUAAUAUUUGUAUGGUGUAGAUUGCAUGGUGAGGACUAUAAAUACCCUCCCUUGCAUUUGAGUUAGGCAUCCUCCAAAAAUUAAGUCUUUGUAUUCUUAGUGUGGAGUUUUGAGUAUAAGUUGUGAGCUUCCUAUUGAGUAUCUAUUUCUUUUCAAAUUGUGAAUGGUCUUUUGAAAGUGUUGUAGUGUCUUUUAUUGUGGUAUAAUACAAGUAAUUUGUUUACUUGUUUGGGUCCAAUAUUAGUAAGUUUAGAGUUGUGUACUCUAAAUUUUACUCAACACAUUUUGUUAAAACUUGAAAGGAAAUUACUCUAAUGAUUGCAACAAAACCAAAUGUUCUUUUUGUA